AUGGGUCCCUCAGAUUGUCAUGACAUUCCAGUGUUGGGUGUCGUGUGCGAAGAAGAGCAACGUAGACAGUGGAAAGCUGAACUGGAUAAACAAGUGCUGGAACAGCGGAUGUUAAAGGAAAAAAUCCGACUGGAGGAACAACGUAAAACGGAGGCAAUUUUGAAUCAGAUGCGAUUGCAACAGUUGAGCGUACAACCGCUUGCAUCAAAUCAAUCGCCCCUGGGAACAGCUGUUCUUUCGACUAACACAUUGACUCAUCCUGUUGUCGGACCGGUCGCUCCACAUCCAUCAGCCAGUCACUUCACUAACACAGCCUUUCUACCCACCGCGAUGCUUGUUCCGAAUUCCGUGACCGGUGUGUCUGUUGAUCCCGCCUUGACAACUGGCGUCUCCGCACCCAUUCUGAGCAACUCCUUAGUUCCAACAGAGUCCUCGCAACUGACCGGAAUGCAAACGACUCCGGUCCCUGCAACUCUUCGAACUGGGUUCAACCGAACACGUGGGUUCACACAACAAAUGUACUUCGAUUCUGCUGAGAACGCGGAACGCGCCAGACUAGCCUACGAAGCACGAAUGGAAAAUCUUCGACAAAUCGAAGAGAAACAACGUCGUAAAGAAGCAGAAAAGGCAAAAAUUUUGAUAGAAGAAAAGUUGGAAGAGGAACGAUUAGCUCGGGAACGCGCUCAGAUGGAGGCUGUUGCUCAAGCGGAGAAUGCAGAACGUAUAAAGAGAGAGUCUUAUUAUCGUGCUUUGAAUGAACUGGUCUAG
Echinostoma caproni is the source of this 768-nucleotide messenger RNA. The record is from the annotation of a GenBank genome assembly. Lineage: Eukaryota; Metazoa; Platyhelminthes; Trematoda; Plagiorchiida; Echinostomatidae.